UCUGGGUGUGUUGGCAAGGACUCCGCGAACGUUGGAUAUAUCCAUGGAGGUAGAAUUCCUGCGACACGAUCGGAGCGAAUGGAAGUUAUGUUUUGGUCAAGAGAUUUAUUUCUUUGCCUAAUUACGGACCGGUGAAUGCGGUGAAGAGUGGUGCAGAAAGUAAGUAAGCAAUUUGACAGUUUACGCAUACUUGGACCAUUACUAAGAGGUGACAGGUGCAUUUGUGUGUUGACAUUGGAGCCCCCAGUACUCUGACCAUGAUCUGUGCUUCUGAAAGAUCUCUCCUGGAAUUCCUUGAAAACCCUAAUGAAUAAGUACGAAGUUCUCGGCAUUGUGGGCGAAGGGGCCUAUGGAGUUGUGCUGAAAUGCAGGCACAAGGAAUCCAGUCAGAUAGUUGCUAUUAAGAAGUUCAAAGACAGCGAAGACAAUGAAGAUGUCAGGAGAACCACCCUGAGGGAGCUAAAGGUGCUCAGGCAGCUCAAGCAAGAAAACAUCGUGGAACUCAAGGAGGCCUUCAGGAGACGAGGCAAGCUGUACUUGGUCUUUGAAUAUGUGGAAAGGAAUAUGCUUGAGCUGUUGGAAGAGAUGCCCAAUGGUGUGCCUCCAGAGAAAGUCAGGAGUUAUGUGUACCAGCUACUCAAAGCAAUACACUGGUGCCACCAAAACGACAUCAUCCACAGAGACAUUAAGCCAGAGAACCUUCUAAUCAGUGAAGGUGAUAUCUUGAAGCUCUGUGACUUUGGAUUUGCUCGCAACUUGGGCGGCAAUGGUACGGCUAACUACACCGACUACGUAGCCACUCGGUGGUAUCGCUCCCCAGAACUGCUCCUUGGUGCCCCAUAUGGCAAGGCCGUUGAUAUCUGGUCCAUCGGCUGCAUUCUGGGUGAGCUGAGCGACGGACAGCCCCUCUUCCCCGGUGAGAGUGAGAUAGAUCAGCUCUACAUCAUCCAGAAGGUCCUAGGAGCCCUGCCCAACUAUCAGAUGGAGCUGUUUGAGAAGAACCCUAGGUUCUCUGGGCUCAGGUUUCCUCAAGUCUCUGAGCCUCAGACUUUGGAGAAGAAGUACUCAGGUAUAAUCAGCAGUGCUACUCUGGACGUUAUGAAGAAUGUUCUUCGGCUAGAGCCGUCCGAUCGCUUCACCAUCGAGCAGUGUUUAGAGCACCGAACCUUCCACACUGAGAGGUUACUCCAUCGGGAUCUACCCCGUCCCAAAUCAGCCUACUCAUCCAGGCAGUUGGAUGACAAGUUUCCUUCCAAGAAUGGACCCAAGCUGGGAUUUGUCAAAGAUCCCAAAGACAAUGCCCUUUCCGGCAGCGACCAAUUCAAGAAUACUACAUAUCAGACUAAUACGCCAAUGCCUGACAACACAAAGGCCUCGCAGGAAAGCACGGCAGUCAUUGAUGCGCAAGCCCCAAGUUUCCUCGUGCCGGCCUCCCACAUGAAAUUCCUGAAGUCCAGCAAGAAGAAACAGCAACAGCUCCAGGCAGAGAUGGAGAACAACACAGUCAGCUGGCAGGGCCAGCAGAAGGCAUCUCCCAUCAGGUCACCCCCGGUCCUGUGGGACAAACCGCGGGACCAUGCGGGGACCCCCUCGCCAAGGGAUUCACAGGAAACCACCUCCUUCGACGAACCGCCACGGCAAAUUGAGACCCAGAUGGAGAGAAUAGCCAGGGGGGAGAGAACUCAGGAACCCCGGAGCGAGAAAUCCUUCAGCCUGAUCAAGUCGGCCCACAGUAAGGAACCGUCCGGGUCCUACGCCAAGCAUCUCGGGAAGUACGCCAAUGCAAAAGUCUCGUCAAAGUAUUCAGGGUAUUCGGACAAGAACAGGGGAGAAAGCUCACAGGAGAAUGCAAACUCGCCAAGAGAAGAAGUUAAGAGGAAAGAGAGCAAGGGGGAGGAUUUUAGUCUAAGGAUAAGGGAGGACACAGAUAAAGAAAACACCAUCCCGAACCCGAUGGGAUCUAACAUACCUCCGUCCAAGUACUUCAAAAACCAUACAAAAACUAAUGCCAAUAGUGGUGCUGUUUCGUUGUCCAAGUCUAGUGCAGACGUCAAUGAGAACAUCCAACGCUAUUUUGACAGUGAGCCUGUCCGUUCAGAUGGCAACAGCUUCGUUUUGUUCAGCGAUCCCCGGAAUUCAGAAGCAGAGUCCAAGGACCUCCAGGACAGUAAGCACAGGGGGCCUGAGACUCGCCCCUUGUUCGGGAAUCCUGAUCAGGCUGCCACUGCCAAUGUGUACUCCGAGGGGGAGCUACCCCUCAUCUCCACCUCCCAAAGCAAACUGAAGGGGGUCUACGAGGGCAGCAGACACCCUCUGUCUAACACCACGGAGACCCCCAGGUAUCUUGUUCUCAACCCAGACUCUUGCCAAGGCAGCAGCCAAAGCGGAAGCCGUUCCCAUGGAAGCUCACCCAACAUUUCACCCAAAGGUUCCCCCAGGGAGCAACCGGAGGUGACAAAGUCUGCCAUCAUCAAGGCAGUUGAUCUUAGAGACACUAGUAGUAGCCAGGACACCACAGAUAGAUUGAACACACAGCUCACAGAAAAGAAGAGUAUACUCAAGGGCUUUCCUAGCAGUCAAAAUACUCCACCUGAGCCGGACGUACGGAAACCCAAAUCAGGCAAGAAGAAGCAACCGCAAUAUGAGGUCUCAGUGGCAUACAAAGGCCGCGUUAUACAGACUGCCAAAGCUGAGGAACAGGAGGUCAGAGAAACCCAGUCAUUCAGCACCAGAGAGUACGAGCAGCUGCAGCUGAAACAAGAACAGCAGACAACAGAGAGGCACCCGCAGCAGGCUACAUAUGCAGAGAAAGCAGGGCACAGCACAGGCCAUAGUGCAGGCCAGCAUGGCAUGGUAGCAACAUGGCCUCGCAGCAAGAGCAGGGGGCAGCAGUACACUGAUCAGAAUCCAUUCAUUGAAUCAGCUUACCUGCCAUCCGGCAUCUCCACUGGUUCCUCAGACGUGCCGAGUACCAAGCAACAGAGUGAUCCCUAUGGGGACAGUAGGCACACCAACCAUAGCAAUGUGGAGAAUAACUCAUGGAAAUCUGUGAAAGAUAACACUGCCGAUGGCCAGUGGAGGGAAGUCCAGUCGAGUAAGAGAAAGAAAAAGAAGAAGAACCAACAGUUUUUUGUCACGGGAGAGGUUUCAAAUCCCGAGCGGCUCGCUUUUCAACGGAAUAUCUACGGCAGUCGAGAACAGCCCAAGUCACUCAGGAAAUUGAACCAAACUCCUACAGCAGACAAGAAUCUACUCUCUGGAGGCUUGCACCAUUCCAGAGAGCCCCGCCUUCACCCCAUCCAGAAGCAACUCCCUUCCCUCUCGGCUGCAGGACUACCAACCACGCCCCUCACCCGCAAAGUUUCCCACGAGUCCGACGUGCGCAUUUCGCACCACCAGCAGCAGCAUCAUCAUCACCAUCAUCACCAUUACAGUAACCCCUACGCCCACCACAAACACUCCAAGUUGGACCAAGACGGAAUCCCCGACCCGAACAUCGUCAGCCAUUGGCAACAGGGUGCGCCCAUGGAUGCGGGCGUGGCACCGGACAGCAGGGCCACACCCGGCAAGGGUCCUGGACACACCUUGCAGCCGGUCAAGAGUGCCCGAGGAGGCCGGCUACCGAGCCUGCCGGAUUUCAGGGAUGCACCACUCUGAACUGUCAAUCAGGUUUGGGAUUGAAACAAAGGUGCCAGUCAGAUCUCAUGUCUGAGUAAUAUGAAAUUGUACAGCUUAACGCACAGAAGUAUUUGACUCCAGUGCUAAUUCUGUUCCAAAAAUACCACUCAUGCAACUGUUUACUUAUCACAAGUCCUUCCCUCACUGGAUGGUGCAUGAUUAUUUUGUCGCCUAAACAAAGUUUGGGGGACACUUCCGAGUCCUAAAUUCUGUAUGACCGUACACACCAGAGCUACUUGUGGGUUACUCAUACAAAGUAAACGGUACCCCACCAGUGAAAUCUUUAGAAAAAGUGAUAAAAAGACAGCACUGCUCUUACCCCAUAACUCCCAUCCGCUGGAACAUCCAUAUCCCCGUUUGACCGUACAUCUAUCCCCGUAUGUAAAUGUUAAGGUUACGUUUUUGGAAAAAAGUGCAUAACUUCUACAUGCUUUCAUGGAUUUGGAUGAAACUUGGAUGCAGUGACC
Molecule: messenger RNA, 4145 nt
Organism: Patiria miniata (bat star)
Lineage: Eukaryota; Metazoa; Echinodermata; Asteroidea; Valvatida; Asterinidae
Product: serine/threonine-protein kinase BUR1-like
Exons: 20
Coding region: 307-3657 (1116 amino acids)
Biological process (GO): positive regulation of axon extension; protein phosphorylation; regulation of dendrite development
Cellular component (GO): dendrite cytoplasm; nucleus
Molecular function (GO): protein kinase activity; ATP binding
Source: RefSeq, a predicted model, not a curated record